Messenger RNA from Larimichthys crocea (large yellow croaker), 2869 nucleotides. RefSeq lists its product as uncharacterized. The transcript has 2 exons. NCBI's taxonomy places the organism in Eukaryota, Metazoa, Chordata, Actinopteri, Sciaenidae. Gene Ontology annotation, molecular function: nucleic acid binding; zinc ion binding. The coding region runs from base 381 to 1424 and encodes 347 amino acids. The record is from RefSeq and is a predicted model, not a curated record.
UGUGGCAAAGAGGCAGUGAUCAGUUUAUGUAGGGUGUAACAAUCAGGAAUUAACAACUAGAACUGUAAUUGAAUUCAAACAAUGAAAACGUCACCAUCUAGUUAGCAACCGAGCCUCAGUGAAGAAAAUACAAGAACAGACAGCAUAAGGAAAACACAAAGGAAGAAUAGUUUAAGUAGGACUUCUUCAUUUAUGUUUGGAGGACAGCACAGAGAAGCUGACAAAGAAACUCAAUGACAAAAAUAACCUGUUACAAAUAUGAAGAUGCUAAAGCCCUCAGAGGAUAAAUGUGUUUUGUGAAUUUGGGCUAUACAAAUAAAAUUUGAUUUGAUGCUUUAUUAAAAUACGUAACAUUAAACAACACUUCUGCUCUCAGUUUAAUGAACCUUACAGACUUGACUUCCAGCUACAUCCCUGUAUGUGUCUCUGAAUGUGAUCAUGUUCAAAGAAUCCAGUUUAGUCAUUUAAACCGGAUCAAUCACAUCUAUUCUGUAACCUCAAUUCUAAAUGUGGCCAUUUAUUCCAAACUACAGUUACUUUCCUCGCCGUCAGCCGAACUGCAGGCCCUGAAGGUGAACCCUGACCUAGACUCCUGUCCCUUUCAACGAAAACCUGCCGUGUCCGGAGCAAUGGGAGGAUACGACGAGCCAGAUCAACAUGUGAAAGAAGAAGAGAAGGAAGAAUAUGGAGAUGUCGUGCUGCCUGCAUCACCGCCACCUUCCGCACCACCAGUAUUCAAGUCAUCAACACACACCAUGCAGACCAGACAACAAGCCUCUAAGACUGACAUCUUUAAUGAACAUAGUGGGCUGGAGCAGCCAGGGCAAAUCGGUGUGCAGCCUGAUGCAUGGGAGAGCCACCUCUGCAAUUCCAUCCUCGCAGGCAUGCUCCCUGAGUUACAUGAUAUUGUUAUCCGCACAUAUGUGGGGCGCAAAGAAGAAUGUCGACUGAAUGAUCUUAAGCAACAUGCACGCCAUGCACAACUGACUCAGCAACAGAAGAAGAAAGCCAAGGAGGAAAAGACUGAGAAGGAACUGCACAUGGCAGCCCUCACUAUGUAUUCUACAUUGGCAACCAUACAGGGGCACGGACAUGGGGGAAGAGGAGGCGGUAGAGGAGGUGGACGAGGAGGUCAGCACGGACAAGGCUCUCAAGAUCCCAAUGCCUGUUAUCAGUGUGGCAAAAUUGGACACUCGGUUAGAGAAUGUCCCAUGAAUGCUCUGGAUGAACAGGCACAAGCAUACGGCACAGGGGAAGGGCGAGGGACAUCACUCGAAGGCUCUGCAGAACAGGGAAGUGAAACACACACACAGCCACAUGCACGUUUACAUAAUGAUGACAGCCAGGAGCACACACACCAGCAUAUUUGUGCUCAUGUACAUAAUGCUAUAAGAUAUCUCGAACAGAAAAACACCACAGGUUGAAACUUGUGUACAAUAUGCAGGUGAUUCUAAAACUGUUUUUCCUUUAUAUGUGUUGACAAUAGAAGGGAUUGAAGUGAUGUUUUUGGUAGAUUCAGGAGCUACAAAUUCUGUGAUUAUGGCUUCCACAUUUUCACACACACCAAAAAUGACUGGUAACCAUGUGUAUUCUGUUGGAGCAUCUGGCCAAUCGAUUAAAGAAAGAGUGACCACUCAUCUGCGUUAUAUUACACCAGAGGGGGAGAAAAUAAAGCAUGCAUUCUUAUUCUCACAUCUCUACCCUGUUAAUCUGCUCGGCAGAGAUCUCAUGUGUAAAUUGGGGAUAUGUUUGAUAUCGACUCCGGACGGGUUAAAGGUGAGUUCUCUCACCUCCCUGACAGGACCCGAUGAAUCAUUGAUAGCUGUUAUGCAUGAUCCCCGACAAUUGUUGUAUGCAUAUCAGUGGAAGUUAGAGACUUCUGCAUCCACUGAUCAGCUGAUACAAAAAAUAAGAACGCUUGUGUCUCCUACAGAUACAGAUUUUCUAACAGUCAAUGAGUUACAUUGUACAUCCCAUGUGAAUCUUGGCCUGGACUCUGACUAUGAACACACAUGGCUCCAAGUGACACAAGAACGACUGACCACAGUCUCCCUUCUCUGGGAUGACCACCGCGCAGCGCUUUCUGUUUGUUUGACUGAGAAUCAGAAAAGACUUUUUGAUGCAAACAAUUCUUUUCCUCACGUGUCUUUUUCCAAACACGUGAAGGAUAGGUGGGAAGAUUUGGGGUUGUUUGUAGAAAGAUGUGUACAUAUUCAAGAUCACUUACUCUCCCCAGCUGCAGGUAUAUAAACAGUUAUUACAGUCUUCUUUCCACGGCACACGCACUGUGCAGUUGCUGCCGCUGAAUGACUCACUCUCACACAAGAAAUAUGUCUUACUAUCAGCAGAGAAUGUUAAGCAUGUACCUGCUCUGAAGGAAGUGCCUGAUAUUCUGUGGGCAAAGCAUAAAUAUGAUGUAGGACUUAUUCGGGGUUGUGAGCCACUAAUGAUAACUGCAAAGUCUGACUUUCGCCCAUGCAAACAACAAUAUCCUUUAAAACAAGAGGCUAUUGAUGGCAUUACUCCAGUGUUCAAUCACCUUUUGCAAGCAGACGUAAUUGUUCCAUGUCCUGAUUCUCCGGUUCGCACACAUUUAUUCCCUGUCAAAAAGAUUAGGGAUGAAGGCCAACCAGUUGAAUGGCGAUUUGUACAAGAUCUACAAGCUGUGAAUGCUGCAGUACAGCCACGUGCUCCUAAUGUUCCAAAUCCCUACACUAUUUUAUCACAAGUGCCUGCAGAUGCUAAGUUUUUCUCAGUGGUUGAUCUCUCAAAUGCCUCUUUUUUCUAUUUUGUUUUCUGUUGAUGAGGAUACAAUGUUAUGCAGAGGUGUACUUUUUAAUUUUAUAGACAAAUUAUAUUAUUUAUAGAC